Messenger RNA from Gadus macrocephalus (Pacific cod), 3043 nucleotides. RefSeq names its product exocyst complex component 3 (gene exoc3). Gene Ontology annotation, cellular component: exocyst. Gene Ontology annotation, molecular function: SNARE binding. NCBI's taxonomy places the organism in Eukaryota, Metazoa, Chordata, Actinopteri, Gadiformes, Gadidae. Gene Ontology annotation, biological process: exocyst localization; exocytosis. The transcript is spliced from 16 exons. Bases 290 to 2536 code for a protein of 748 amino acids. The record is from RefSeq and is a predicted model, not a curated record.
CAGCUACCUAGCGAUCAGCUGAUGCUGUGCUAGCUUCACUCACCAGGAACUGUCCCUGACUGUUGAACAUAAACAUCGAUUCUUUUAGCAGUGAUUGAAGAGACAUGUCUUCGCAUUCGCUACUGUUUUGACUUGAAUCGUUGCAGCCUUCCAAAAGUGACCUGCUCCACUCCUGGGUAUCGGAUCUAUAGCCACCAUAGCAACAGCGUUGCCUCCAUGAGACCCUGAACCGGGUUCCUCUCCCCCAGGCGGGGUUGAUCAUCUGACCGGGCUGCGGUCCCUCGGCGCCAUGGAGGAGACGAACCGCGAGGCGGAGGCCACGGCGGUGCAGCGCGUGGCCGGGAUGCUGCAGCGGUCGGACCAGCUGGACAAGGUGGAGCAGUACCGACGCAGAGAGGCCCGCAAGAAGGCCUCCGUGGAGGCCCGGCUGAAGGCGGCCAUCCAGUCCCAGCUGGACGGCGUGCGCACCGGGCUCACCCAGCUUCACAACGCCCUGGUGGACGUCAAAGACAUCCAGGGCUCGCUGGCCGACGUCAGCCAGGACUGGAGGCAGAGCAUCAACACCAUCGAGAGCCUGAAGGACGUGAAGGACGCCGUGGUGCAGCACAGCCAGCUGGCGUCCGCCGUGGAGAACCUCAAGAACAUCUUCUCUGUACCUGAGAUAGUGGAGGAGACCAAGCAUCUGAUCGAGCAGGCAGAGCUACUGAAGGCCCACCGCAAGCUGAUGGACCUGGAGUUCUCCCGCGACGACCUGAUGUACGAGCAGUACCGCAUGGACAGCAAGAACACCAGCGACAUGAGCCUCAUCCGCAUCUACUUCGAAGACGUGCAGUCCCUCUCUGACGAGCUGGCCAAGCAGCUGUGGAUGGUCCUCCAGCGCUCCAUGGGCACGGUGCGCCGGGACCCCACCAUGCUGGUGUCGGUGGUCCGCAUCAUCGAGCGCGAGGAGAAGAUCGACCGGCGCAUGACGGACCGCAACAAGCAGACGGGCUUCAUCCCCCCGGGGCGUCCCAAGCAGUGGAAGGAGAACAUGUUCAAGGUGUUGGAGAGCACGGUGAGCACGCGCAUCGAGGGCACCCAGUCGGAGACGCGCGAGUCGGACAAGAUGUGGCUGGUCCGGCUGCUGGAGCUGACCCGCAAGUACGUCCUGGACGACCUCAUCGUGGUGCAGAACCUCAUGACCCAGUGCUUCCCGCCGCACUACAACACCUUCCACAGGUUCUUCUGCCUCUACCACCGGGGGGUGUCUGCUCGUGUCCAGGAGCUGGCGUCUGAGGACCUGGAGGCCAAUGAGAUCGUCUCGCUGCUGACCUGGGUGCUGAACACCUAUAAGAGCGAGGACAUGAUGGGCCACCCCGACCUGCGCUCAGAGUGUGACGUGAACCACCUGGAGCCGCUGCUGCCUCAGGACGUGGUCGACGAGCUGCUCAGCAAAUACGUGCAGACCUUCACCUCUAAUAUAACUGGCUGGCUGCGCAAGGCUCUGGAAACGGACAAGAAGGACUGGCAGAAGGACACGGAACCAGAGGCAGACCAAGACGGAUACUACCAGACCACCCUGCCUGCCAUCGUCUUCCAGAUGUUUGAGCAGAACCUGCAGGUGGCAGCCCAGAUCAACGAAGGCUUCAAAGAGCAGGUCCUGAAGCUGUGCCUCAAACAGAUGAACACCUUCCUCAUCAGGUAUAAAGAGGAGGCCAUUGCCUACAAGGAGGAUCACCUGCGAGACAGACAGCUGCCUCAGUGCUACAUCCAGUACAUGAUCGCCAUCAUCAACAACUGCCAGACGUUCAAAGAGUCCAUCAACAGUCUGAAGAGGAAGUACUCCCAGUCCUCUGAGCCCACCGCUAGCGACGCUAACAUAGAGAAGACCCUGAACGAGGUGGCCAAAGAAGGUUGCCAGUUCCUAUUGGACGAGGUGUUCCUAGAUCUGGAGCUCCACCUCAACGAGCUGCUGACCAGGAAGUGGCUGCUGGGCUCCCACGCGGUCGACACCAUCUGCGUGACCGUGGAGGACUACUUCAACGACUUCAACAAGAUCAAGAAACCCUUCAACCUGGAGAUGAGCGGCGAGGCCCACCGCAGGGUGGUGGUGGAGUACAUCAAGGCGGUGAUGCAGAAGAGGAUCACCUUCAGGAACGCCGAGGAGCGACGUGAAGGGGCCGACCGCAUGAUGAAGGAGGCGGAGCAGUUCAAGUUCCUCUUCAGGAAGCUCACCGCGGGAGAGGACACGGACCGGCUGUGUGACUCCAUCGCUGCCAUCGCCGAGGUCUUCAAGCUGACGGACCCCACGCUGCUCUACCUGGAGGUCUCUACGCUGGUGUCCAAGUACCCCGACAUCAGGGAGGAGCACAUCGUGGCCCUGCUGGCGGUGCGGGGCGAUGCCACCAGGGACAUGCGUCAGACGAUCAUCGAGACCCUGAGCCAGAGCAAGCCGGCCUACAUGGGCAUCAUGCAGCCCAUCUUCAAAGACAUCACCGUGCCCUCCAUGACCAUGACCUCCAUGACCUCCAUGGCUACGGCCAAGCUGCUCAAAUGAGCCCCCCCCCCCCCCCCCCCCCCGACACCACUGUCAUCAGGACCCCCCUCGGUCAACGCUCUGAGUCCUGUGUGGGAACACCUCCAGCCUGUUGAACCACCCCCGGUCCAGAUCCCAGGGUGGGACUGGGGUCUUAUCAAAUGGGUGGGGGGGAAGAUGGAUCCAGUGGAAUAGACUUUGCCAAAUGCUGACGUAGAUUCACAUUUCCUUGUUUUCGUGUGUUUGCUUCUGCUUUUGUAUGAAUUUAUCGAUUACAACAUUGUUAAAGAAGCCUCUUUACCAGAGGCCACAGAAGACCGGGAAGCAGCCAAAGGACUACUGUGUACAGCGCGACAGGAGUCUUAUCAGCUCUAAUAGAUCAUCCAGUGGCCGAUGCCUCGCGGUAAUGCCUUACCCCUGAGACACAACUGGCUCCAGGCACUAACAUUCCCUUCCCAGGCAGGAAUGCUUUUCCAAUGCUGUUAAAACACACGUGGAGAAACGAUUUUAUCUUUAAACAGAAGCUGU